Messenger RNA from Euleptes europaea (tarantolino), 1087 nucleotides. It is a transcript of the gene ZDHHC21, whose product is annotated as zinc finger DHHC-type palmitoyltransferase 21. Lineage: Eukaryota; Metazoa; Chordata; Lepidosauria; Squamata; Sphaerodactylidae. Gene Ontology annotation, molecular function: protein-cysteine S-palmitoyltransferase activity. The transcript is spliced from 8 exons. Gene Ontology annotation, cellular component: Golgi apparatus; endoplasmic reticulum. Gene Ontology annotation, biological process: protein targeting to membrane; peptidyl-L-cysteine S-palmitoylation. Bases 48 to 869 code for a protein of 273 amino acids. The record is from RefSeq and is a predicted model, not a curated record.
AGCGCGGGCCGGCUUGUGUAGAUGAGGGUCGGCGGGGGCUCGCACCGAUGGGACAAGCUGUUUUUCAGAUUAUGGGACUAAGAAUCCAUUUUGUUGUUGACCCUCAGGGUUGGCUUUGUAUGGGCCUGAUUAUCUUUGUCUGGCUUUUCAACACGUUCUUCAUUCCAAAAAUCAUUCUCUUUCCACACUAUGAAGAGGGACAUUUAUCAGCAGUGGCAAUACUGUGUUACUACAUACUUGCAUUGUUCUGUGUUGUUUCAUUACUGAGAGCCUCAGCGGCGGAUCCAGGGAGAUUACCUGAAAGCCCAAAGAUACCAAUUACAGAAAGAGAAUUUUGGGAGUUAUGUAAUAAAUGUAACAUGAUGAGACCAAAACGUUCCCAUCACUGCAGCCGUUGUGGACACUGUGUUCGGAGAAUGGAUCAUCAUUGUCCGUGGAUUAAUAACUGUGUUGGUGAAGACAACCAUUGGCUGUUUUUGCAGUUAUGCUUCUACACACAGCUCCUCAGUUCCUAUACACUACUACUUAAUUUCUGCCACUGUUACUACCUUGAACCACUAAAAAAAAUGAAUUGGGAACUCUUUAUAUUUAGACAUGAACUUGCUCUAAUAAGAAUAUCUACCUUCAUGGGUUUAAUAAUGCUAGUUGGAAUUACUGGACUCUUUUAUACUCAGUUAAUCGGUGUGUUCAAUGAUACUACAAGUAUAGAAAAACUGGCAAACUGUUGUGAAGAAAUAUCGAGACCACGAAAGCCAUGGCAGCAGACCUUCUCAGAAGUUUUUGGCACUCGCUGGAAGAUCCUGUGGUUUAUUCCUUUCAGGCAAAGACGACCACUGCGAGUUCCCUACCACUUUGCCAAUCACAUCUAAACAGAUGGAUAGUGGGCACAGAUGGGUCCUCCAUGCUGGAAAUGUGUUGCAGGUUUUGUGAUAAUAGAACUAUGACAGUCCUCAAGUCAAUUAAAAUCUACCCACCAAUCUUAGACAUCACAAUGUGCCCCAGGCUUUAUUUUAAUAAUAAUGAUCUUGAUUCCGUUGUGGGAUUAAAGGACUUUUCACUGUUUAGUUUUAAAGUGUACUUACUUUCA